This is a messenger RNA of Hippocampus comes (tiger tail seahorse), 1396 nucleotides long. Its product is annotated as gastrula zinc finger protein XlCGF8.2DB-like. The transcript has 2 exons. The record is from RefSeq and is a predicted model, not a curated record. NCBI's taxonomy places the organism in Eukaryota, Metazoa, Chordata, Actinopteri, Syngnathiformes, Syngnathidae. The coding region runs from base 66 to 1145 and encodes 359 amino acids. Gene Ontology annotation, biological process: regulation of transcription by RNA polymerase II. Gene Ontology annotation, cellular component: nucleus. Gene Ontology annotation, molecular function: DNA-binding transcription factor activity, RNA polymerase II-specific.
GAGUUUUGGGAAACCGCCAACAGUGCUACACAGCUAAAUCAGGCUGGGGGAUAAAAAGAAGAAAAAUGUUGAAAGAGUUGGUAAGGGAACGACUUAUUGCGGCCGCCGACGAAAUCUUCGGCCUGUUUGAAAGAACCAUUGCGUCGUACGAGGAGCAACUUUGUCGCGCUAAAGAGGAGACCGAGCGACACCGACGGCAAUUGGAAGUUGCUUGCAACUCUCAGAUUGCCACAAACCCCCACCAAGGGCACCCCAACGUUAAAGAGGAAGAGGAGGAGCUGGUUGUCAGGGAGUUGCCCCUGAACGUCGUCGUCGUGAAGAGUGAAGGCGAUGAAGACAAACCCAACGAGUCAUCACGGCUUCAUCAUCACAAUCCAAGUGAGGGACCGCCACCGCCAAACCCCUCUCUCCCGACGACGCGCAGCCAAGACACGGAAGAACCUUUGCGGAGCGAUGCAAAUCGCAAUGGUGACGACAGACACUUUGAAAUCCCUGAGAAGGAGACAGCUGACAGGGCUAAAAAAUGUUUUCGCUGCUCAUUUUGUGACGAACGAUUUGCACGCAAGUCCAACAUGAGGACACACAUGAGAAAGCACACGGGAGAAAAACCCUUUGGUUGCCCAGUUUGCGGUGACGCAUUUACCCGCAAGGUCUCGUUGAUUGCGCACACAGCAACACACACAGGGGAGAAACCUUUCCAUUGCUUAGCUUGCGGCAAAAGGUUUUCCUAUAAGCAGACUUUGAAUGCACACAUGCAGAGGCACACAGGAGAAAAAUCGUUCAGUUGCCCAAUUUGUGGCGAAAGCUUCACCCGGAAGGAAAACAUGCUGACACACAAGAGAAGACAUACGGGGGAAAAACCCUUUUGUUGCUCAGUUUGCGACGAAAGAUUCACUCAAAAGGCAACGCUGGUGGCACACGUAAGAACGCACACGGGAGAAAAACCCUUCGCCUGUUCCAUGUGCGGCAAAACAUUCACACAAAAGUCGACACUGUUGGCACACAUGAGUACGCACACGGGAGAAAGACCCUUUACUUGCUCGGUUUGUGGGAAAAGCUUUUCUCAUAAGCACAAUUUGACGGCACACAUGAGUACGCACCGGCGUGGUGACCAAGUGGUUAGCACGUCUGCGUCCCACUUAUGAGACUCUGGGUAUGAAUCCCCAUUAUAACCUGCAAGAACAAACGUUCCCGUUAGAAGAUGAAAGACAUAUGAGACAGUUCACCAAAUUAUGAGAAUGUAUCCUUUUGUGUUUUGUGUCCUUCCCGUGAACUUUUCUUUGGCUGACUUGGGAUGCAAGCUGGUCGAGGAGUUUCUUCCACGCACCGCUGACCGUUGCCUAGAAGAAUAAAUUGUUCAAUUGUCAACAUUUUGUGUUCCUUCCUCGUUGCUGAC